AUGACCCUGAGCCAAGCCACGAACAAGGACAAAACCCUGCCGGGUCGCGGGGAGUGUGGCCGGCCAGGCAUGCAGGGGAGGGUCAUGGGGGGCACGGAUGCCCCAGAGGGCAAGUGGCCUUGGCAGAUCAGCCUGCGCUUCGGGACCGCCCACAUCUGUGGCGGGUCCAUCAUCAAUCCAUACUGGAUCCUGACCGCUGCCCACUGCUUGGACGAGAGCAGGGACGCCAAGUCCUACAGCGUGUAUGCAGGCAUUGUGGACCUCUGGGUGCCUGGGAAAUACACCCAGCGGUUGGAGGUGCACAGGAUCAUCAUACACCCCACCUACAAGCGGGACCACCCCGUGGGGGGCGACGUUGCCCUGCUGCAGCUGAAAAAGAGCGUUGUGUACUCUGACGCCGUGCUUCCUGUCUGCCUGACAGGCCCCAAAUUGGACCUCAGCAACUUAACCUGCUGGGCCACCGGAUGGGGACUCAUAUCCCGAAAAGAAGAAACCACGUCAAAGCUGCAGCAGGUGCAGGUGCCUUUGAUCUCACCACAGAUGUGCCAGCAGAUCUUCAGCCACUCCUCACACAUUACGCCAGACAUGCUGUGUGCUGGGGACCUGCAGGAUUUCAAGACUGUGUGUGAGGUGCGCCCCCACUGCAGGGGCAAGAGCCCAGGCCUCUCCGAUGUCCUGUCUUCCCGUGGGACAGCACUGCAGACACUGCCCUCCAUCAACUUGGACUGGCACUCGUGA
This is a messenger RNA of Sorex araneus (European shrew), 738 nucleotides long. It is a transcript of the gene PRSS38, whose product is annotated as serine protease 38. Bases 1 to 738 code for a protein of 245 amino acids. The transcript has 5 exons. The record is from RefSeq and is a predicted model, not a curated record. NCBI's taxonomy places the organism in Eukaryota, Metazoa, Chordata, Mammalia, Eulipotyphla, Soricidae. Gene Ontology annotation, biological process: proteolysis. Gene Ontology annotation, molecular function: serine-type endopeptidase activity.